CUUUGGUAAAUAUUGACUGCUCAAACAUUAGUCUCUAUUUUAGUUUGCUCUGUGUUUCAAGUUCAAUUUUUGAUUCUUCCAAAAUAUCGCCAAUGUCAUCUGCCUCAGAUGCAUGGAUCUUCUUCUACAUUCCUCUCUUCCUCUCAUUACUUUUCUCUAUAUCUACCGCCGUUCAUCCUAUCUCACAAAAUGGUACCUGUUAUGACACUUGUGGCACAAUACCUGUGAAGUUUCCUUUUGGUACUGGCUUCGGAUGUGGGCAUCCUGAAUUUGCUAGAUAUGUUAGAUGUAAUUCUGGCGCACUAGAAUUCUCAACUGGUACUGGCAUUUACACUAUUUCCUCCAUCGAUUAUCCAAGCAACACUUUAAUUGUUGAGGAUCCUCUCAUGUCAACUUGCAGUUCAAUGCAGAACUCUGGAAGCUUUAGCUUGGAUCGGGCUAGUCCAUUUACUUUGACAGGAGACAAUAUCUUUGUUUUGCUGGGAUGCUCUACCACAUCUCCUGUAUUUGAUCCAAAUGAAGAUUUAUGUGAUAGAGGGUCGGUUACUCGUGUUUGUAGAGGAUUAUAUUCUUGCAAGGGAGUUUCAGGCAUUGGGUUACCCCAAAAUGCACCGAUAGCUACUUGUUGUGUUUAUGAGUCACCGAUUCAACUUGCAGGCUACACAUUGGAUCUUCCCAAGCUCCAAUGCUCUUCGUAUACGUCAGUAUACAGCUUUGGUGGCAAUGAGGGAGAUCCAAUGAAAUGGAAAUUUGGGAUUUCUCUACAAUAUAAUGGUUCAUAUUAUAGUAACAUAUGCAAGGAUUGUGAAACCAGCGGGGGCUUGUGUGGCUUUGCAGGUUUGGAUCAGUCAUUUGCUUGCAUAUGCAGGAAUGGGAAGAAUACCUCCACCAGUUGCUUUGGACAAGGGUAUGCCUGGAGCGGGACAAGGGGGUCAAAAAUUCAAAUCAACUUCAGGUUUGCAGGGAUUUUCUUUCUGUGGCUGGUGCUUUCUAUUUGAAGCAGUAAUGACUGAGGAUGCCUUCAAAAGUGUAUGGACAAGAAUUGCAAAUGGAAAUUCUUAAGGAGUUCAACUGUUAGGAAAAGCUUCUUGAAUUUUGGCUGAAAGUGGACCGCUGUAUAUCUCUGUUGAUAUCAAGUAGAUUCACGGGACAAUAUUCUUAAGGAGUUUCCUGAUUUUGUAUUUAGCUUGGUUGCAGUUGUUUUCUGUCUUGUUCAAGAAUUGAAAUAAGGAAUAUGUUGUGUAUGGCAUCUAACUUAUAUCCUAAUCUUUUAUUUUAUUA
Molecule: messenger RNA, 1281 nt
Organism: Ricinus communis (castor bean)
Lineage: Eukaryota; Viridiplantae; Streptophyta; Magnoliopsida; Malpighiales; Euphorbiaceae
Product: wall-associated receptor kinase-like 1
Exons: 3
Coding region: 93-998 (301 amino acids)
Molecular function (GO): polysaccharide binding
Source: RefSeq, a predicted model, not a curated record